GAUUUUGAGAUUUUUUUCUAGUGCUCGCUUGCAGUAGAAGAUUCCCUACCGGACUAAUGGUAAAAUCCAUCAAACCAAGAUGGCGUCGCUAGCGGACGAAAUUGCCAAACUCACCAAUCCUGCACCCAAAAGUAUCGACCCAGAGGACGAUAUUUACACUGAAACAUCAGCUAAAGUAGCAGACAGGUUUGAGGAGUAUGAUGAUGAUGAUGAUGAUGACCCCAGACGACCUCAACACAAACAGCCCGUGUUCCUCAGUAGCCUGGAUACGAAGUAUGCUGGUAAGGCCACCUCAAGGAGCGCCCUCCAGGAAGACUGGGGACAGGACGACUCAGAUGAUGAAGGACUGGACCCGAGUCUUGUACAGCCAGCUUUUCAAAUAGAGUCUUCAGAUGAUGAUGAUGAUGAUGAUGAUGCUGUUGAUGAAAAUGAUGAUGAUGAGGAGGAGGAAAAAAGCUCACAAAAGGACACAAAGCAGACUAGUGACGUAACCUUCAACCCAGGGACUUUCACAUACCAAGAUGACUCUGAUGAAGACAUGUAUGAAAGUGAUGCUGAUGAUGAUAAAGAUGAAAGUGACAAUGAUGAAGAAGAAGAAGAAGAAGAGGAAGAUGAGGAUGAAGAAAAUGAAAGUGAAGAAAGGGACAGUCAAGAAGGAGAAGGGACAGAAGCGUGGUCGUUUUCUACACCACAAGACACGACCCAGGAGCUGGCAAAGGCUGCUGCUACCAAGUGUCAGCUUGUGACAGGUCUGUGGGACAGCCUACUUGAGAGCAGGAUCAAAUUACAGAAGGCCCUCCCGCUGACCAAUCAGCUGCCUCAGCCAGACAAAAGGUCAAGUUUCAUCAAGACAGGAGGAGACCCCUUCACAGCAGCAGCAGAAGCAGGUGCAGCAUGUCUGCGAGGCCUCCUAGAUACCCUACUGGAACUGCAGCAUGAACUUCUGGAACAAAACCCAGAAACUUCUGCACUAACAGGAGGUGGUCCGAAUGGAGAAGCAGAUGCUUCAGAUGAAGAAAUCACCAGUGAAGAGAGUGACUCGGAGUCUCAAGCAAAGGAGAAAAAGCCAUCAAAGAAGAGACGACAUGAAGAAGUUUGUGAUUACCCAGAAUGUCUGCAGAAGAGACACAAACUCACCCAGAAGUUCAACCUUUCUACUAUAGAGAAGUGGAGCGAGAAGACAAAGUUGGCAAGUGGCAAGUACAACAGCAAGGCUUUCAGCUCCUUCAACAAGUCUGUGAGUGAGCAGAUUGACCAGAUCCUGGGGGACCAGGACAGGCUGGUGAAGAGGACUCAGCUGAAGAGGUCAUCCUACAAGGUGCUGGGGAGGGGGGCAGACAAGGUCAAGGCUGAGGAACAGGAUCUCCCUGCCAAAUUUGACCCACAUCUGAAGGAGUAUGAUGAAGAGAUAUUUGAUGAUGAUGAUUUCUACCAUCAGUUACUGAGAGAACUGAUAGAGAAAAAAACGACGACCGAUGACCCGACCGAGCUGACUAAGCAGUGGCUGGAGGUGCAGAAACUUCGCAAGAAGGUCAGGAAAAAGGUCGACACAAGGGCGUCCAAAGGAAGGAAGAUAAGGUAUGACGUCCACCGGAAGCUGGUGAACUUCAUGGCUCCUGUACACAACAUGGCCAUGUCUGAGGAGGGCUGCAAUGAACUUUUCAGCUCUUUGUUUGGGAAGAAAGAGAAGAGCAGCAAAACAGAAAGAUGACGACAACAGUUCAUCAUCAGGGAACUUGGGUUGGGAAGUGCAGUGUAUGAGCGCCUCCUAUUGGUGUUUACCAGU
Branchiostoma floridae (Florida lancelet) is the source of this 1786-nucleotide messenger RNA. Its product is annotated as protein AATF-like. Gene Ontology annotation, cellular component: nucleus; nucleolus. Gene Ontology annotation, biological process: regulation of transcription by RNA polymerase II. The record is from RefSeq and is a predicted model, not a curated record. Bases 80 to 1711 code for a protein of 543 amino acids. The transcript has 11 exons. NCBI's taxonomy places the organism in Eukaryota, Metazoa, Chordata, Leptocardii, Amphioxiformes, Branchiostomatidae.